Molecule: messenger RNA, 7001 nt
Organism: Nothobranchius furzeri (turquoise killifish)
Lineage: Eukaryota; Metazoa; Chordata; Actinopteri; Cyprinodontiformes; Nothobranchiidae
Gene: inpp4ab
Product: inositol polyphosphate-4-phosphatase type I Ab
Cellular component (GO): cytoplasm
Molecular function (GO): phosphatidylinositol-3,4-bisphosphate 4-phosphatase activity
Source: RefSeq, a predicted model, not a curated record
UGAAACUAAACUGUGUCAAGGUUUUUCUCUUUGAACACAAGUGUGAGAUUUUAAGCAUCUUUUAACUUAUUUUUUUUAAAUCUGAAACAUUUGCUUAUCCAGUUGCUCAUUUUGAGUAACAAAAUGCACCAAACUCCUUGCUUUUAUCCUGUGAAUGAGUCAAGACCUCCUAUUCAGAGAGCUUUUUAUUGCAAUGUGUAAAGAUCCUUGUUGUUUUUGAGUGUUUUUAUUAUUUUAGCUUCAGUGACGGUGUUUUUGCUGCAGAGCAGACACAGAGGUAAUGAACUCGAGCGUUUCCGAGACAGCGAGCCGUCUGAGAGAGCUAUGAAGGGUGAGGAAGUGGAAAUGCCUUCCUGCUGCUGCAGUGUCUCCGCUUCAUGACGCCAUCUGCAGCAUGUUUACAGGCAGAAGCUGUACUCGGGGACAACGUCAGGGCGUUAUAACUUCCUGUUCGUCACCUCGAAACACCGAUGCUGUGCCUUCAGUCGUGGGUUUGUGCAGCGAAGCUGGUUUAGGGCUCGAUGCGCAUCUGGGUUUGAAGAUCUGGGAGGAAGUGCGCCGUCAUUCUAUGUGCUUCUGAGCUGUGCUGAAGCCAGAAAGGGGUGAUGAAGCUUUGAUUGGAUCAACCGGGGUCUUGCACAAGAAGAGGACCGCGUCACAUGGGAGUGUGUGUGCAUGUGUGUGUGAGGGCCUCCCACCGGCGCCCGCUUUUCCUGGACCAGCAUGGCGGGGGUCAGAGAACGUGGCUCGCGGACCCAGAGGCCGUGGUCGGUGUACCGGGCCAACACCUUUGAGCUAUCCAACGAGAUGAUCGGGUUAGCUCUCGCGGGAAAUAGUCAGGACCCAGACGAACCUGUGCUGGAGUUCAGUAUUUCGUGCACAGGCCUGGUGAUUCCCUCUAUGGAUCGAAAGCCCAACAGCUUCGUAGCAGUGAGCUGCACCACGCCACCCCAGGCCUUCUGGACCAAACACUCCCAGACCGAGGUCAUAGAGGGAACCAUCAAUCCCAUCUUCCUCAGCAGCACAGCCUUCUUCCAGGACUCCAACAUCAACCAGCAGACGCAGCUGAAGCUGGCCGUCUACGACGUGAAGGACCGCUCCCAGAGCACGAUGUAUAUGUUGGGCUCUGCGCUGUUUUCUGUGAAGGAACUCCUGCAGGAGAAGAGCCACAGAUUAGAGCUGGAGCUCAGGUCAGCAGAGAACAAGCAUGUGGGGAACAUCACGGUGGCGGCCUGGCAGAUGGAGGAGAGGACAGAUCAGAGGAUGUCAGUCGGACAUCUACCAGACAUCAUCAACGGCCGGACGGUUCUGGCCGUAGACGAGAGCCUGACUGAGGCGAUGGGAGUCCGGAUCAAAUACGCCUCGCUGAGCAAAGACGCGCUGCUGCGUUCAGUGUUUGGAGGCACCAUGUCCAGGAUGUACCGGUUCCCCACCACUGAAGGGAAUCACCUGCGGGUUCUGGAGCAGAUGGCAGAAAGCGUCCUGUCGCUCAACGUUCCCCAACAGUUCAUCAAACUGCUGCUGGAGGAGGACAGAGCCAGUGUGUGUGAGCUGGACGAACUGGGAGAGUUGUCCCCCUGCUGGGAGUGUCUGCGGAGACAGAUCGUCUCUCAGCACCAGUCCAUACUAACCGGCUACCAGGAGACUUUGUCCAACCUCAACAACUACAGAGGUCCGUCGUUUAAAGCCAGUAACCUGAAGUCUGAUAAGAAGCUGGAGUUCAUGCCGACCAACCUCCACGUUCAGAGGAUGAGGGUUCAGGACGUGCUGGGCUCUGACCACACGUACGACGUGAUAACGAUCGGCGCCCCGGCCGCUCACUGCCAGGGCUUUAAAAACGGAGGUUUGAGGAAACUCGUCCAGAAGUUUGAGGAGGCAAAGAAACACGUUUAUGAGGAGGGAUGCAGCGCCAUCUCCAGCUCUCAGUCCAUCGUCUACUUACCACAGGAAAUUGUCCGAGCCAAAGAGAUCAUCGCCCAUAUCAACACGCUCAAGACUCAGGUCAACUACUACGCAGAGAGGCUUUCCCGGGCCGCCAAAGACCGGUCCGCCAGUGGGCUGGAGAGGACGCUUGCCAUUCUGACUGAUAAGACUCGUCAGCUGGUGACAGUGUGUGACUGUAAGCUGCUGACUUUAGCCAUCCAGGCGCUAAACGCAGCACGACCCGAGUACAUUGCUUCCAAAGCAUCUCCUUCUGCGGAAUCGGAGCAAGUUGUUCUCCGCAACGACCAGGACACGCUGCUGGCCAAGUGGAGCGGAUGCAACAGCCGAUCGUCUCUGCAUGUGGACUGGCACGAAGAGGAGUGGGAAAAGGUGUGGGUAAAUGUGGACAAGUCUCUGGAGUGCAUUAUUCAGCGAGUGGACCAGCUGCUCCAGAAGCAGAGGAGGCCCAGCGUCGACAGUCAGGACAGCGUCCAGCGUGACCAGCAGGGUGGCAGCAGUAAGAAAGGUGAAAGUAAAAAACGAGCUUUCUGGAUCAACCCAGGAAGUUUGUCCCAGGACUCCCCUCCUCCAUCAUCCUCUGAUCCACCUUCACCUUCCUCAUCAUCACCGCCACACUCUUCCUCUCCUCCCGCCCUCUCUUCUGCACGUCCCCCCAGCCCCGAACAGGAAAGCCAUGGAAGCCCUUGUGCUGAGGAGGCGUACCCAGGUGAGUGGAGCGAGGCGCUGUACCCCCUCCUCACCACGCUCACCGAGUGCGUCGCCAUGAUGAGCGACAAGGCCAAGAAGUCCAUGGUGUUCCUACUGAUGCAGGACAGCGCCCCCACCAUCGCCAUGGACGUGUCGCUGCAGUACCGCCGGGACGUCGUCUUCUGCCAGGCGCUCACCGCUCUGAUCUGCGGUUUCAUCAUCAAAUUGAGGAACUGUCUCCGUGACGACGGCUUCCUGAGGCAGCUCUACACCAUCGGCCUCCUGGCUCAGUUUGAGUCUCUGCUCAGCACUCAUGGGGAUGAACUCGGCAUGUUGGAGGACAUGACCGUCGGUGUCAUGGAUCUGCGGAACGUCACCUUUAAGGUCACCCAAGCCACUGGUAGCUCCGCCCCCGACAUGCUGCCCAUCAUCACAGGAAACAGAGACGGCUUCAACGUGCGCGUACCGCUGCCGGGAUCCAUGUUCGACGCGUUGCCGCGGGAGAUCCAGAGCGGGAUGCUGCUGAGGGUCCAGCCGGUGCUUUUCAAUGUUGGCAUCAACGAGCAGCAGACGCUGGCGGAGAAGUUUGGAGACACAUCCCUGCAGGAAAUCAUCAACGCCGAGAGUCUCUCCAGGCUGAACUCGUACUACCAACAGUUCAAAGAAGUCCUGCCUGAAGACUGCCUCCCAAGGUCUCGCUCCCAGACCUGUCUCCCCGAGCUGCUGAGAUUUUUGGACCAGAACGUUAGCGCCAGGAAAAACAAGAACGUGGACAUCCUCUGGCAGGCCGCUGAGAUCUGCCGGCGGCUGAAUGGCGUUCGCUUCACCAGCUGCAAGAGCGCCAAAGACCGCACCUCCAUGUCGGUGACGCUGGAGCAGUGCCUGAUCCUGCAGCACGAGCACGGCAUGGCGCCUCAGGUCUUCACUCAGGCCCUGGACUGCAUGCGCAGCGUUGGGACAAGGGAAGGGGUGAUCCAGAAGAACCUGAGCGGCCUGCUGCCGGUGCGGGACCUGUAUCUGGACCCCAGCUUGCUGUACUCGCUGCCUCUGCUGGCGCUCAGCCCCAACCUGCUGGUGGUGUGGAUCUUCCUUAGCAUCACAUGCUUCCUGGCCAAACUCCGCUGCAGCUGAGCCAAGGAGAUGGACAGAACGGGCUCUCUGUGUCUCUGAAUCUGUACCACUGUCCUGUGAGUGUGUGAUCCAAACACACACACUCUCAUAUACCAACCUAAGGGCUUCAUGUAACUCAUGCCCUCUUCUAGCUGAAAUUAGGAUGAGAUUGACUUUUGGGCUUCUUAAUUUAUAAUUUGGUGACUUAAUAGUAGUUUUCUGACUUUACUGUCAUAAGUUAUCGUGCUCUAAGCUCACAUUGAUCAAGCAGCUCCCCCUGGUGGCUGAACAGUGCUCUGCCUUAUUUUUGACCCCUUUUACUGGUGGUUUAUUUACUCUCACUUAGGACUUGUAUAUAUGUGUAAAAACAAAUGAGUAUACCCAGGAUGUAGCCAUUAUAACUGAAGCAAAUGUUUAAAAUAAUUCUUUCAUCUUUCAUGUACUUUUUGCACUCAUUACACAGGCUGGAUUCAAGUAAAUUGUAGCUUUUAUUUGAAGCCGAAGUGAAUUGAUGUAGUUUUGCAGGAUAGUUUGGAAUGUGUUUUGUGGGAUAUUCAGGUGAAUAAGCUUUUUACAUCCGGUUUAAACAUGCAGCAUGAGAAACAGAAUUUUUAAUGAUGCAACAUGCAUUUUUGAAUGAAUGAUGCAGGUUGUUAUGAUUGUGCCAAAUGCUAAAGUCAGGUUAUUAUCAGGCCGACUCAGCUGUCAAGAUUUAGUUGUAGUCGAGGAGAAACAGGACUUGUUAGUUUUGUCUUGGGAAAAAGACUCAUGAACCUUUUUUUUAUUCUGUGGCAAAAUCAUUAUUUUACGUCUUGAAUAUCUUUUUUAAGUUUUGUUUAUCAAAUGUCUAAAGGAAUGUUUACAAUAUACCGAAUUUAUCUCACCAACUGCUCAGAAAAAAAUACUUAUCAUUAUCAAAAUUGUGUUCAUGUUUUAUCAAAAUAAAAAACUUUUUGUUCUGUAAUCUCUUAAAUCUUGAUAACAGAAAACGAUCAGAUUUUCAUUUCAUUGGAAUUUCAUUUGCUAAAAUGUAAAUGAAAUGAUUGUGAAUUUAUGAAAAUAAAUUUAGCUAAUUAGCUGAUUUCAACCAUUUGUUUCUAAACAUUUCAGUUCAUAAACAAACUAAAAUACGAAUUUAGAAAAUAUAUUUUAACUCUAUGCUAGCAGCUUUGUGAACUUUUCUGCCUUUUUUAGUAUAUUUUAUAAAUGUAGCUUUUGGAUUAGUUUAUAUUUUAGAUUAAAAUAGAGUUUUAAAAAGAGCUUUAUCAGAAUUGAAAGUCAAUGUCUUCAUAUUUCACUUUAAAUUAUAGGAAGCCUAAGCCCCCUCCCUUUCCGGUCGGCUCACGGGUCCCCGGAAGAACGAAAAAAUAAUUGCAAGUCAGCGGGGCUGAAAACGUUAUUUUCUAACCUGCUUUGCCUUACGCCCUGGAUCUCACAUGUGUUGUAUUUUAAUUUAAAUGAAAAGUAAUGAUGGGUGUUUCGACCACGCCAGUCACGUACUUUGAGAUUUAUCAGCUUGUAAAAGUUCAUAAUUAGCAUGACUACAAACAAGAAAUCGACACGUCACAUAUGUAACAUCACCACAUAAGCUCCUCCCCCCUAACGAAGCUGCUACUUACCACAUGACCAGAUGUAAUGGUGAUGAAAUCACCAGAUUUAUGGUGGUUCUUUCCUCCUGUGGGAAGUUAGCUGAACUUACAGCCCUUUUCCCUCAUUUUUCUCCGUGUCUGGUUCGAUGACGUCACUUUCGUGAAGCGCAUUUGUUUUCCUGGACUUAUUUUCACACAAAACCUAAAAUACCAUUUCCCCCUGUUCAAAAAUAAGUGCAUUCUUGGUGUCUAAUUAUGCUAAUGCUAAUUAUGAACUUUUAUAAGCUGAUGAAGCUCAAAGUACGAGACUGGCGUGGUUGAAACACCCAUCAUUACUUUUCAUUUAAAUUGCAGUAUAACACAUGUGAUCCUGGGCGUAAGGCAAAGUGGAUUAGAAAAUAUCGUUUUUAGCCCCGUUGACUUACAUUCAUUUUUUCACUCUUCUGGGGACCUGUGAUGCGGAAGUGGCUUAGGCUCCCUAUUUUAGGUCUAUGAUGACAGCUUCCUGUACUUUCCCGCCUUUUUUAGUAGUUUUUCUAAAUGUAGCUGGCUUGUGGAAUAGCUUCUGUUUUGGUUUAAAAUGAGUUUUGAAAAGGUCUAUUGAAAAAAAAGUCAAUUUCUUUAUAUUUUACUUUAAACUAUAAAAAUAAACGUGAACUAAAGUGAAGAACUUAUUUGUGGAAAAAGAUUGUAGCUAAUCAAAGCUAGCAAAUUAGCUAAAGUUUUUUGCUUCAAUGUAUUUAUCCUAUCCUUAUUGUUUUUAUGCAGAUUUUUUAUUUGAUCUUUUAAACUACCUCUUCGGUUUCAGUACAUGUUAGUGUUUGUUUAAAAAUAACAAGUUACCACUAUGUCGCAUGAAUGUCAUUAUGUUAAUGCAAGAAAAAGGAUAAAAUAUGCACAAAGAGAGAGUUUAAAUUUUUACAUCUAUUUACUAUUGUUAUUCAUGUUUACAUGAGUGAAGUGCUUCCUGAAUAUAGUCAUUUCAUGAUAUGAAGUGAAAUGAAGAGAUAUUUAUUUUCUUCCAUAUUGUGUUGCUUUCUUGUUGUUGCAUUAGAGAAUAUAUUUAUACUGUUGUAAAACAAUCGUAUUGAAAUGCUUUUGUUAACGUAAUUCUUUAUUAUGUCUGAAAUAUGUAUUGUUUUAAAUGAGAGUAUUUAUAUAUAUUUGAUUAUUUUUGCUUGUUGUUACUUUAACAUAAUCUGUUUUCAAUCAGCUGUUGGUUUAUUUACAUUCUUGUUUGCAGCUAUUCCCAAAUCUCCCAGUUAUGCUGUUAAACUGUGGAAUGCUCAUGUGGCUGUGUUAAUAUGUGGAUUAACAACUGUUGUGUUUACAGAGUCAUAUUUAAAAUGGAGUUAGAAUCUGUUUUUAGUUCUGGAUGCAGAAAGUUUCUUUUGAAAUGAACAUUUCAACAUCAAAAUUGGAAAACAUCUUGAUUUUUAUUGUUAUAGUGGAUUUUAUUUUUGUUGUUGUCUAAAUUAAUCCCAGGUCAGUGAACCCUGGUCGGUACACCCGAGUGAAAUUGCUGCUUGCAUUUUCUCUAUUUAUGACUCAAAAAGUAAAGGUUUUCUUGCGGUUUGAGUGCCAUGUCGCUCUAAAUGUGUUACACUUGUUCCGUGUGCACUUACAGUCACACUGCUGCUGAAGUAAAUAAAAGUUGUGCCUCCAUCUGCA